AUGAAGACAUUUGCAUUGCUUUUGGUUCUGGUUUGCAUAGUUGGGUUGGUCAAAUCUUGGGAAUGGCCUUGGCAAACACAAAAGAAGCCCUGGGAGAGACCCCAGUUCCCGAUUCCAAACCCUAAUCCUCGCGAUAAAUGGUGCCGUCUUAAUCUGGGUCCUGCUUGGGGCGGUAGAUGCUAGAAUAUAUUUCACAUACUAUUACAUUACAGCUUCAUUGUCCCGAUAAUAAUUAUGUUACAAAAGUUUUACAUACAAA
Molecule: messenger RNA, 259 nt
Organism: Drosophila takahashii
Lineage: Eukaryota; Metazoa; Arthropoda; Insecta; Diptera; Drosophilidae
Gene: SP
Product: Sex Peptide
Biological process (GO): regulation of female receptivity, post-mating
Cellular component (GO): extracellular region
Molecular function (GO): hormone activity
Source: RefSeq, a predicted model, not a curated record